This is a messenger RNA of Gossypium raimondii (Peruvian cotton), 3181 nucleotides long. RefSeq names its product ABC transporter A family member 2. Gene Ontology annotation, cellular component: intracellular membrane-bounded organelle; membrane. The transcript has 16 exons. NCBI's taxonomy places the organism in Eukaryota, Viridiplantae, Streptophyta, Magnoliopsida, Malvales, Malvaceae. Gene Ontology annotation, molecular function: ATP hydrolysis activity; ATP binding; ABC-type transporter activity. Gene Ontology annotation, biological process: transmembrane transport; lipid transport. Bases 30 to 2924 code for a protein of 964 amino acids. The record is from RefSeq and is a predicted model, not a curated record.
UCCGUACUUUUAAAAAUCAAAGGAAAAAAAUGGCGAUGAGUGGAAUUGGGUUACUUUACUUGCAGUUCAGAGCUUUAUUAAAGAAGAAUUUGAUACUUUCAUGGCGGAGCAAGAGAUCGACGUUUCUUCAACUCUUCUCUUCGCUCUUCUUCAUUUUCCUUAUCUACUGUAUCGAGAAAGCCACAAAUGCUCAAAACUCCAAUUCGACGGCGUACAAGGUGAUCCGAGAUCCCAAGCCGUUGGUUGCUCCGGUGAUCCCCCCUUGCGAGGAUAAGUUCUUCAUCAAGCUGCCUUGUUACGACUUCGUUUGGAGCGGGAAUGAGAGUCAGACCGUUGAUAGGAUCGUUAGAGCCAUUAGAGAGAAUAAUCCCGGUAGACCUAUUCCCGAGUCUAAGGUUAAAUCGUUUAGGACUACUGUUGAAGUUGAUGACUGGCUUUUCAAUAACCGUAUGCAUGUGCCGGGAGCUCUGCAUUUUCAACAAGUAAAUGCAAGUGUGAUUAGCUAUGGUUUACAGACUAAUUCUACUCCAGUGGCAAGGCGAGGGCAAUAUGAAGAUCCCACUCUUAAAUUCCAAAUUCCACUUCAAGUUGCUGCAGAACGUGAGAUUGCUAGGUCACUAAUAGGAGAUCCAAGCUUUAGGUGGACUGUUGAAUUCAAGGAAUUUGCACACCCUGCAAUGGAAAGACUUGAAACUAUAGCCAUGGUUGGACCUACUUUUUUCCUUGCUAUUGCGAUGUUCAGUUUUGUGUUUCAGAUCGGUUCAUUGGUGUCAGAGAAAGAACUGAAGCUUCGACAGGCUAUGACUAUGAUGGGUCUUCUUGAUUCUGCCUACUGGUUAUCGUGGCUCACGUGGGAGGGACUCAUGACACUUAUUUCGUCGCUCUUCAUAAUUCUGUUUGGGAUGAUGUUUCAGUUCGAUUUUUUCUUGAAUAACAGUUUUGCCGUUCUCUUAUUCAUCUUCUUCCUUUUCCAACUCAACAUGGUUGGUUUUGCAUUCAUGUUGUCAGCCUUCAUGAGCAAAUCAUCUUCAGCCACGACAGUUGGUUUCUCUAUUUUUAUCAUUGGUUUUUUUACUCAGAUUGUUACCACCGUCGGAUUCCCCUACAGUGAUUCCUACAGUCAAACCCUUCAAAGUAUCUGGUCAUUAUUCCCACCCAAUCUUCUUGCUCAAGCACUAAGGCUUCUUUCUGAUGCUACUGCCAGCUCGACAGACAUUGGAAUUAGCUGGAGUAGACGAACCGAAUGUGCUCCAAAUGAUGAUGAGUGUGUAAUAACAAUUAAUGAUAUCUACAUAUGGCUGUUGGCUACAUUUAUUGUGUGGGUUGUUUUGGCUAUCUACUUUGACAACAUAAUUCCAAAUGCAUCUGGUGUGAGAAAACCAAUAUUGUACUUUUUGAGGCCUGGCUAUUGGACGGGGAAAGGUGGAAAGGAAAAAGAGGGUGGUGUUUGUAGUUGUAUUGGUAAAGCUCCACCUCUGGAGCAUAAUACUCCUGAUGAUGAAGAUGUCCUUGAAGAGGAAAACCUUGUUAGAACACAAACAAGGGAAGGUACCGUUGAUCCAAAUGUUGCAGUUCAGAUACGUGGUCUUGCAAAGACAUUUCCCGGGACCAGAACUUGCGGUUUCUGCUGUAAGUGCAAGAAGACUGCACCAUACCAUGCUGUUAAGGGCUUAUGGGUGAACCUUGCAAAGGAUCAAUUAUUUUGUCUUCUUGGACCCAAUGGAGCUGGAAAAACCACAGCAAUCAACUGCUUGACUGGCAUAACACCUGUGACUAAUGGAGAUGCGUUGAUCUACGGUAAUUCUGUUCGAAGUUCUGUUGGUAUGUCAAACAUUCGAAGAAUCAUAGGAGUUUGUCCUCAGUUUGAUAUUCUUUGGAAUGCUCUAUCCGGUAAAGAGCAUCUGGAGCUGUUUGCUAGUGUCAAAGGCCUACUUCCAUCUACAAUCAACUCAGUAGUUCAAAAAUCAUUGGAGGAGGUCAGACUCACAGAAGCUGCAAAAGUGAGAGCUGGGAGUUACAGUGGAGGAAUGAAGCGCCGACUCAGUGUUGCAGUCGCCCUUCUAGGGGAUCCAAAGUUAGUCAUUUUGGAUGAACCGACUACCGGUAUGGAUCCGAUAACCAGAAGGCAUGUAUGGGACAUAAUAGAAAGUGCAAAGAGAGGUCGUGCCAUUGUCUUGACAACACACUCUAUGGAAGAAGCUGAUGUUUUAAGUGACCGUAUAGGAAUCAUGGUAAAAGGUAGACUCAGCUGCCUUGGAACCUCAAUCAGGUUGAAGUCACGAUUCGGUACUGGUUUCAUUGCUAAUGUUAGCUUCACUGGAAACAACAAUGGACUUAGCCCUCCCAACGGAGAUGCAGCUGACACAACACACCAACGGGAGUCUGUAAAACAUUUCUUUAAAAAACAUCUAGACGUCGAGCCAAAGGAGGAGACCCAAAAUUUCUUGACUUUCGUCAUUCCUCAUGAUCGAGAAAAGCUUCUGACUGGAUUUUUUAAGGAGCUAGAAGAGAGAGCAGGAGAAUUUGGCAUAGCAGAUAUACAACUUGGUCUCGCAACCCUUGAAGAAGUUUUCUUGAACAUCGCAAGGCAAGCAGAGUUAGAAAGUGCUGCAGCCGAAGGGCGAUUAGUCACUUUGACGAUAACUUCUGGAGCAUCAGUCCAGAUACCAAUAGGUGCAAGGUUUGUGGGGAUUCCCGGAACAGAAUCUGCUGAGAAUCCUAGAGGUAUCAUGGUUGAGGUCUACUGGCAACAAGAUGAUACUGGGACACUCUGCAUUUCAGGUCACUCUGCUGAAAUACCACUACCUCAAAAUUUUCAACCGAUGGCUUCUGUACCGUCUCAUACCCGGAACCUCUUUGGCCGAAGGGGACCAGUUCAGGGAGUUGUGAUCAACCCGGAUGAAAGUUUUAGACCUACUUCAUAAUCAUACAUUAUAAACACUGCCUCAUACCCAGAACCUCUUCGGCUGAAGAGCACCAGUUUGGGGAGUUGGUCAGGCCGGAUUACACCUACUUCAUAAUCAUACAUCAUAGACACCUUAUUUUCAUCAUCAUUUUACUUGUUUGCUUGAAUCACUAUAGUCUUCUUUCGGGUUUUUCAUACGUAUAUUUUUUGUGGGUAUAGUAAGUAAUUUAUUUUUUGUAAUUAUAUUUUUAUUUAAUUUAUAACAUUUUGUUUGUA